AUGUCUGAUUUUAGACCUCCUAUUGGAACCACCAUUAAGCUGAAUGGUUCCAACUAUAUGCUUUGGUCCCGUGCUUUUCUCCUAUUUUUGGGAUCACAGAAGAAGAAAAGCCAUGUUCAAACUGCCCCGCCUGCUACUACAGAUGCCAACUACGACACUUGGUAUGCCGAUGACUACUCCGUCAUGACUUGGCUUCUCAAUAGCCUAGAACCAGCCAUCAGUCAAAAUAUCAUGUACUUGGAUAGUGCCAAAGCCAUGUGGGAUGCUUUACGGGAGAUGUUCUUCAAUGACAAAAACGUCUCUCGGGUAUUUGAAUUAUAUGAGAAACUUUUCUCUCAUACUCAGGAUACUCAGUCAGUCAAUGAUUACUUCUCUACCUUGAAAGGCCUUGCUGAUGAGAUCUUAGUUUAUCAUCUUCUUUCCUGUGAUGCCACAACAAGAGCAAAACAAUGGGAGGAAUUCAUGGUAGCAAAAUUUUUGUCAGCGUUCUUCGUGUCUCCACCGGGCGCACAGAAUCCACCUCGUUUGAUAAUUCAGCUAUGUCUGCUCGCGGUUGAGGUUCGUAUGGUGGACGUGGCUGUGGAUAGGGACGUGGCCGAGGUCGAGGAUGAGGGUUUCAUGAUCGACUAUGUGAUCAUUGUGGUUGUUCGAAUCAUGAGUCUGAUAAGUGUUGGGAGAACUGCGUUUGCUGUGUCUCCUGGUAAGUCUUGGAUGUUGGAUUCGGGUGCCUCUACCCAUAUUACUGGUACAAAAUCCCUUUUGACAUCUUUUUCUCCAUCUUCUCUCCCAUAUGUUCGUCUUGCUGAUGGCAACUAUUCUCUUGUAACUGGCACUGGUGUUGUCAAACCCACUACUCAUAUUACCCUUGAUAAUGUUUUGUUUGCCCCAAAUUUUCCAGACCUGCAGAAGAAGAGGACGAUUGGUGGAGGACAUGAGCGUGGCGGUCUGUACUACUUGGAUACUGUUUCACCUGUCUCUCCUAGUGCUCUCUCUGCUGCUGUGUUUCCAUAUCAGUGGCAUUGUCGUCUUGGUCAUCCGUCUUCUGCUAGUCUUCGUAGUUUAGUUCCAGUUGCGAUGCCAUCUAGUGUGUUGCAUGGGGAUAUUCCUUUUUCGUGUCUUCAUCCUGAUAAACCUCUUUAUCAUAUUCCUCCACGCAUUUUUGGAUACGUUACCUUCUUUGAGUUUCAGCCUUAUUUUACUCAUUCUCAAACUAAAUCAACCAGCCAGUUAUAUCCUACUCCUUUACCUGCCCAAACUUUUGUUUCUCCUAUGUCUUCUGCUCCUCCGGCUUCUCUUUUACAGGUCUAUACACGACGUCAUCGACCUGCAACAACCCCUGAAGCCCCUGAAAUAGUACCAACAGUCUCAUGUCCACUGCCACAGUCAUCUUCACCUCCAGCUUCUGAAGAUCCACCUCCUUCUGAUGAGUUACCCAUAGCCAUUCGCAAAGUGAUUCCAACUUCUUACCAAGAGGCACUCAAACACCCUUUAUGGCGAGCCGCUAUGGAUGAGGAGAUGCGAACUCUCUUGAGUCGUGGUACUUGGAUUCUGCCCGUGUAUCAACUUGAUGUGAAGAAUGCUUUCUUGUAUGGUGAUUUGACUCCGACGGUCUUUAUGGAGCAACCUCCGGGAUAUGUUGCUCAGGGGGAGGAUGCUACUAAAGUUUGUUGUCUCAAAAAGGCAAUUUAUGGCCUUAAACAAAGUCCCAAGGCGUGGUUCGAUAAGUUCAGCAGUGUCCUUGGAACUAUUGGUUUUAAGCAAUGCAAGUCUGAUCAUUCGGUUUUUGUGCGACAUCAAGCAUCGGGUAUUGUUAUUCUCAUUGUAUAUGUUGAUGAUAUACUCAUAUCUGGAAGUGAUGUUCGUGGAAUUGAGGAAACUAAGAAAUAUUUGCAACAACAUUUUGUUAUCAAGGAUCUGGGCCGUCCUAAGUAUUUCUUGGGAAUUGAAAUUGCACACGAAAAUUCUGGAGUGUCUCUAUCUCAGCAAAAGUAUGCUACAGAUCUAUUGAAAGAAACUGGACUACUUGGAGCAAAGCCCGUUGAUACUCCUAUGGAGGUUGAUCCAAGUGUUUGGGAUGACAGUGGAGAAGUCUUGGAGGAUAAAGCUAAGUAUAGACGUCUAGUUGGAAAACUUAUCUACUUGACAGUAACAAGGCCUGAUAUUUCCUUUGUUGUUGGCUUAGUCAGUCGUUUUCUGGAUAAGCCUAAGCAAGUUCACUGGGAUGCUGCUAUUCGAAUUCUUCAAUAUGUCAAGAAAUCUCCCGGCAAUGGAUUGCUAUUCAAAAAGAAUGUGCAUCUAAAAAUUGAAGGAUAUUCUGAUGCUGAUUAUGCUGGUUCUAAGCCUAAUAGAAAGUCUACUUCUGGAUAUUGCACCUACUUGGGAGGAAACCCUGUAACUUGGCGAACUAAGAAACAACAUAUUGUUGCGAGAUCGUCUGCCGAGGCUGAGUAUAGAGCUAUGGCUCAUACUGCUACUGAGAUGAUCGGAGUCAAGAAUCUACUUGGAGAAUUGGGGUUCACUUUCAAUGAACCUUUACCUAUGCAUUGUGAUAACCAUGCUGCAAUCUAUAUUGCGAACAAUCCGGUUUUUCAUGAGAGGACUAAACAUAUUGAAGUUGAUUGUCAUUUCAUUCGAGAGUGUGUUUUGAAUCGGACAAUUACUACUCCUUUCACUUCAUCGUCUAACCAGAUAGCUGAUAUCUUCACAAAACCGUUGCCUGUGAAGCGUUUCUCAGAACUUUGUACCAAGCUGGACUUGAUCAAUAUAUAUGAUCCAGCUUGA
This is a messenger RNA of Salvia splendens (bonfire salvia), 2781 nucleotides long. RefSeq lists its product as uncharacterized. The record is from RefSeq and is a predicted model, not a curated record. Lineage: Eukaryota; Viridiplantae; Streptophyta; Magnoliopsida; Lamiales; Lamiaceae. Bases 1 to 2781 code for a protein of 926 amino acids. The transcript is spliced from 9 exons.